Molecule: messenger RNA, 864 nt
Organism: Arctia plantaginis
Lineage: Eukaryota; Metazoa; Arthropoda; Insecta; Lepidoptera; Erebidae
Source: the annotation of a GenBank genome assembly
AUGUGGCGUCUAUUUCUUCUGGGGUUCUUAGCUACGGCUUCGGCGCAAAUCCCAUCUCUAGGCUGGUGUCCUGAUUAUCAGGCAAUGGCAAACUUCAACAUGGACCGAUUCCUUGGAACUUGGUACGAAGCGGAGAAGUACUUCACCGUAUCUGAACUUGGUACCAGAUGUGUCACCACCCACUACACCGCUACGCCCGAAGGCAGGAUCCUCAUUACUAAUGAGAUAACGAACUCCUUAACUGGCUUCAAAAGAUUAAUGGAAGGACAUCUUCAAAUGGUGGGCCACGAAGGAGAGGGUCGUGUUUUGGUCAAGUACUCAUCACUGCCGUUGCCCUAUGAUUUUGAGUACAGUAUUCUAGACACUGACUACGAUUCAUAUGCAGUCAUGUGGGCUUGCAGCGGUAUUGGCCCAGUACAUACUCAAAACACCUGGCUCCUAACCCGUGAGAGGCUCCCAUCUCUGUCUGUGAUGCGGAACGCGUAUGCUGUGCUGGAUAAGUUCAAGAUCUCGAGGACCUUCUUCCAGAAAACAAACCAGGCUGACUGCACGAUAUUACCCGCACCGGCUGCUUCAAACGAAUUGGCAGAAACCAAGGCUAUUGAAGAAGUGCCUGCAGCAGUGCCUGAGAAGGAAGUUGAGCAACCAAUUAAGAAAAGAGUAGAUCCGGAAGUCAAGGUUAGCGAGACAGAAAUGCGAUCGGCUAUCCCUGCUUCUAAAAACCUCGAAAAGGCUGAGGAAGCCAAACCGAUGCAAGUACCAGAGCUUAUCAUGUCCGAAUCUGAGAAGGAGGUGGAAAAAAUCAAGAUUCCAGAGGAACCACUGACACUUAAAACAGAAAUGAAAGGCCAACUCGCACAGUAA